This is a messenger RNA of Adelges cooleyi (spruce gall adelgid), 1401 nucleotides long. RefSeq lists its product as uncharacterized. The transcript is spliced from 7 exons. The coding region runs from base 1 to 1401 and encodes 466 amino acids. NCBI's taxonomy places the organism in Eukaryota, Metazoa, Arthropoda, Insecta, Hemiptera, Adelgidae. The record is from RefSeq and is a predicted model, not a curated record.
AUGGCAGCGAAAUCUGGGAAAAACCCGAAAUCCGUCCCAGCGGUGCAAUCUGUCAAUAAAAGUGUAGCUGAAAUGGACAGUCGUAAACGCAGCCUUCCUGUUAUUGACGAUUUUGACUUUUACGCCCAACUGGCCAAAUUGAUGAUCCUCAGGAAGGACGACACCGAAGUGGCGUCUAAAUACUCGACGUGGUUGAAAGCCCUGAAAAAUCACACCAACAACGAGACCAAGCGAGCCUAUGUCAAGCUGCUCGUGAUGAGUUUGCAACAUCCCGAGUCGGUGUGCCCGUUCAACGAGUACCCGCCCGCCGUCAUCGAUCCUCUGGACUGCACAUUGAUGGACAAAGCUAUAACUAUAAUUCAAUCCGCUGACCCCUCUUGCAAAGGAGUAGUGUUGAAUCCACCUGUCAUAUCGGCUGUGUCGGAAGACAGGUGCCAGUACGCGGCAUCGCAAGUAGUUCCCAAGGUGGGCAUUCAGUGUUAUUAUGCCAGAGCUGACUAUCCUUUGAGUGAUUGGAAUUUUUCGUAUGCGUCGACAAAACCGCCGAAACCAAUGCACGCUUCUCCUCUGGACUGGGAACGUUCCCUGGCCGGUAUUUUCAGAAAACCCAUCUCGACCGCGUCCGGGAACGCAUACAACAUCGAUACAAUAUCAACCAUGACAGCCGAAUCGAAACACGUCAAAUUUGCUCUGAAAGACGCGAAUGAAGCGUGCAAAAUAAUCAACGUCUUGUUCCCGGAGAGCAUCGACUUAGGCACAAACGUAUUCAAAUGGAACGACAAAAGUCUGUUGACGGGCGAAAGUAUACCCGGCACAGAAUUAUGUAUCGAUUGGAUGGUUCACGAACACGAGAAAACGCAAUUGGAGAUCGACGAAGACAUUCUGAGAUCGUUUGACAAAUUGUAUCCAGGAAAUUUCCGCUUGAUAGCUAAUCCAGAAUUAUUGGAGGGAAUAUACAAGAAAUUGCAGUGCGCCAGUGAAAAUUUGAAUUGGAUGGACAACCAGUGUAAGAAAAAUGAAGCGCCUCCACCCAGACAGUGUGCAGGCAACGAUCAAGGUCCAGUCUUGAAAUACUUUAGACAAGUCAAAAGAAGUCAUUGGGACAUCGACUUUAUGUCGACCGAACAACCCGAAGAAUCGAUAACAGAUUUGUCAGAAAUGGAUGACACAAAGGAGUUAAAUGAUUGUAAAAUAUCUCCAGCAGAUUCUUUGGUGUCAUUACGUUUCACGCCGACUAAAAAAAUGGAAGAAGCCGAAAGUAGACUUACGAGUACAGACUUAACACCGACAAUACUGUCGUUCGCCGAAGCAGCAAAAUUUUUCAACGCUGUAGCAAAUAAGGCAGAAAUUACCAUUAAAGAAGUCAAUAACUGGGUGAAAGACAAAGAGAAACAAAAAUAA